UGCAAACAUAGUAGUGCGGAUUUCACCCCAGCUCAAGAGACAAACUGUGGUUUAGUUGUACUUCCUUAAGUGCGGGGACGGGAUUGUCAUUGUGCUGUUUCCCUGGGGAUCUCUCAUAUUCCGAUGCGUCGGAUUCAGGGAUCUGGCUGGGCCAUUCCAGAACAUUGAUCUUCCUUUGAUGAAGCCAUUUUUUUGUUGAUUUAGAUGUAUGCUUUCAUUCUGAAAGGAAACAUGGAUACACUGUUAACUAAUAAAUCAAUUCCUGUAUUCCACACGUACAUUCUCCUGUUGUGAAACACGGACAUUCGUUAUAUACAGAGGGAAAAUUCUAUAACUGGAGUCUGUCCCUAAAUCACUUCUUUUUUUGGGGGUAAUAUUUCUGUACUAAGAUCAUUUUCAACAAUGCUUAAACAAAUAUUAGCUGAUAUGUACAUCGACCCAGAACUACUGGCUGAACUUAGUGAGGAACAGAAGCAAAUCCUGUUCUUUAAAAUGAGGCAGGAACAGAUUAGACGAUGGCAAGAAUGGGAGGCAAAGUGUGAUCAAAAUGAAGAUAAGAAGAGGAAUUCGCGACCAAGAAAAGCCUGUAAUAAAUCCGUACAUUGGAGGUUUGGAACUGAUCAGGAAGUCUGGGUCUGGGUCAUGGGUGAACAUUCAUCUGAUAAACCCUAUGAUCAAAUCUGUGAUGAAAUUAUCGCAGAACAGGCACGCAGAGAAGCAGAGAAAGAAGCAGAGCAAUUAAGGAAAAAACAAGAAGUGGAAUUAUCCCAAUUGUCUACACUGAGACUGCACCCUCACAACAAUGCUGACUUACUGAAAAAAAACACUGAUACCAAGCAAAUGGUUAAUGAAAAUGUCAGAAUAGCAAAUCAACAAAUCAUUAAUGAUGAAAACCAGUCAAUCAUUGAGAAACCAAGAACUGUUGAAGACAUACUUUCAGCUGCCACCAGCAAAAAUAAAUAUGAAGUAAAACAGAAGAAAGAAAAUAUCCUGAAAGAAAAAGAAAAUGACAGACUUCAAGAGAGAACUCAAGAAAUUUACAUGAACUGGAAAGAAGCACAAGAAGUGAAACAAAAAUUAGAAAAAGAAGAUAAAGAAUGGCAGGAAUCGUUACGAAAGUCAAAGUUGGCAGAUGAACGAAGAAGAUCAGUGGCUAAACAAGCAAGGGAUGACUACAAGAGACUGUCAAUGCAGGGAAUUAACCGGGGCAAAGUGGCUGACACAGCCAAGACCUUUGGAGCAGUAAAACGACCACCUAUACCACCAAAGCCAAAACUACCUCCACCUGCAAAUAACAGUAGUAUCAACCGCAUGGAUAGGCGACAAGGCAUUAGAAGGCUGAAUUCUGCCAUCAACCGAGAAAAUAUCAUCAAAUGGUUUAAAGAAGAGCAGUUACCUUUAAAAGCAGGAUGGGAUAAAUCUGGAUCCUAUGUGGAGCCAUGGUUUCACGGCAUCAUAUCUCGGCAAGAAUCAGAACAACUGCUGGGAAGUCAUGGUCAUGGAAGCUUCCUUUUGCGUGUCAGUGAAAAAAUUCAAGGCUAUGUCCUUUCAUACUGUUCCGAAGAAGGAUGUGCACACUUUCUUAUAGAUGCGUCUGCUACUUCAUAUAGCUUUUUGGGAGUGGAUCAACUGCAGCACACAACUUUGGCCGAUCUUGUUGAAUAUCACAAGACUGAGCCUAUUCCUUCAUUGGGAAGAGAGUUGCUUCGUUUUCCAUGUGGCCAAAAAAAAGGUGUAUGUGAUUAUAGUGAUCUUCUGGAAUGAAACCACUGCCUGCAUGUGCCCAACAGGACUAAACCACUUUGCUGAUAAUUGUGGCUUCAUGAGCAACAAGCAAUAUAGCAGCAGGACUGCAUAGUUAUAGUAGGUCUAGUUUUCAAAUUCUGUAACUGAGCAAAUCUGGACAUAUAAAGGGUUCCUAAUGCAUCAAGAGACACGGCAAAGACAUGCAUAUUGUCAUGGACAUAGUUACAUAGUUUUAGUUCUGUGCUUCACACCUUGUGAAUUGCCUUUUGAAAUGUGAAUUGACAACAAAGUUAAGUCUUUAAAUGCCAUUUAAAUCAACGAUUUAUGAAAGAGUAGGCAUUAUUGGAGCUUAUACUCAUGGCUGGCUUGUGGCCAGUAAUGGACUUAUCUUAUUGCACAAAGCAGAGAGGAACAAUACAGUUAAAGCAUUUACAAUGCUAUUCUUCAUAUCUUAUAUAUACUCAAACACCAUAAUAUUUCUUAUAGUUUCUAUUUGCCAAUCAGCAGUUUAGAUUUCAUGUAACAGUUUCUGGUAGUAAUCUAUAAGUACACAGAUGGCUGCCACAUCAGCAAAUGCUUAGGUCAAAAGGCAGUAUGCCUGCGUUGGCCUAUAUCACUGACUUGAAUCCUCCAGAGAUUAACAGGCUGUCAGUUUUAUGGCAAGCUAUUGACAUGAAUGUAGAAAUCCAAGAUGUUGUAAACACUGGAGAAGCUUGUCCCAAAUGUCCAUCUUUAUGUAAAGUCAAUUCUUUUAAACAGUAUGAUUAAGUCUGUUAGGGUGAUAUAAUAAAAAAAAGGUAUAUACAAGAGACAAACUGCUAUGGCAACAAAAAAGCAGUUUUCUAUUACUGGAUGAUGAUGAUCUAAGCACCAUUGCCUUUUUGUAAAGCUUAUAAAGAUUGUAAUACAUUCAACACAAUACUGAUUUGCAUUGUACAUUAUUUCCAUUAACACGGUUUCUAAAGAUAUAAACCAUAGAAUGACAUCAGUGUACUACCUACAGGUCUGUUAGUAAAUAUUUUGAAUAAAGUAUGUAAUGAAUAAAAAUAUGAAUUUUCCA
Molecule: messenger RNA, 2806 nt
Organism: Xenopus tropicalis (tropical clawed frog)
Lineage: Eukaryota; Metazoa; Chordata; Amphibia; Anura; Pipidae
Gene: sh2d4a
Product: SH2 domain containing 4A
Exons: 11
Coding region: 403-1764 (453 amino acids)
Cellular component (GO): cytoplasm
Source: RefSeq, a predicted model, not a curated record